This is a messenger RNA of Suillus plorans, 876 nucleotides long. RefSeq lists its product as uncharacterized. The record is from RefSeq and is a predicted model, not a curated record. The annotation marks the transcript as partial. Lineage: Eukaryota; Fungi; Basidiomycota; Agaricomycetes; Boletales; Suillaceae. The transcript is spliced from 3 exons.
AAUCAGUUCGGGAGCGGAAUGCAGCAAGCUCGCUCAUCAUUUCUAAACAGCCUGCGUACUGUUGCAGGCGGCAUCUUCAACAUGCCCAAUGAAUUUUUCGUUUCGAAUACGACCGAACUUCCCUCUCACAGGUCACAGACUGAUCGGAUGGGAAGCAGGCAAGGCAAGGCCUAUGAUAUCUUCAAGGCGCCCAUACUUUACCCCGAUCAUAUCGUGAACGAGAAGAAAAUCUUCAGGAACUGGAUAGUCAUCGCAAAGGCUAUGAAGGUUGCGGUAUGCGGAAAGAUGUCAUUGUAUUCCAAAGCACGUGGCGGACCACCUUCCUACGCUAAGAUGUGGAAGCUCACAAGCUGCACUCCUGGCCUGAUCACAUUUAGCGUCACAUCGAUCAUAUUCAUCCUGUCCCCAGACCAGGAAUUCUCGGGUGAUGGAGUUGGUGCCAUUUCCUCGAUCGCGUAUCACUCCCUCUUUCAGACAGUCAAGAAAUUCUUCGUUGUUAAGUGGAACCACCAGCGCAUCAAAUCGGUCGUCGAGCAAAUCAACGGAUACGUCUUUGAUGGUACCGUCAAGACGCAGCCAUCCAAUGACACUCAGUGCACCAUGGAGCAAGUCACUGAAUCACUUGAUCGUGUUAUGGCCGCGCUGGAUGCCAGUGAUUCAGACUCAAACGAUGAUUCAGACUCAUUGGAAUAUGUUAACUUGCCGGUACAGGCAGCUAACAUCCAUCCGACUGUAACUGCAGCUGCAGCUGCAACCAUUUCAACCUUGCAACCUAAGACAGCCGUUGACGCUCCCCAACUCGAAGCCGCAGCCCGCAACCCAAAGCCGCAGUCCCGCAGUCCGAAGCCGCAGCCCCGGGCCUAUCAUUCAAGUUGA